Messenger RNA from Telopea speciosissima, 1009 nucleotides. RefSeq names its product light-induced protein, chloroplastic-like. The coding region runs from base 1 to 963 and encodes 320 amino acids. The transcript is spliced from 3 exons. NCBI's taxonomy places the organism in Eukaryota, Viridiplantae, Streptophyta, Magnoliopsida, Proteales, Proteaceae. The record is from RefSeq and is a predicted model, not a curated record.
AUGGCAGCUAUUUCAUCUUCCAGUCCCUUGCUCUGCAACUGCAAGACCCUUACCAUCCAAAGCCAUCUGGGAUGGAAGAGGAAUUCGCUCCCCACGCUUCAUUCUGUAGCGAUCUUUCCGUCGUCCGAUCCAGGAAGGCAGGUUGCAGGUUCCAGGAGGUUUUCCAUCGUCGCCUUUCAGAAUCGUGGGGUGAGACCCGUUCUGAGGAUUCAGGCGGCAGGAGAAGGAGUUGUAACGGCGUUGGCGGAGGAGGAGAAACCUAAGCAGUCCAGUGAGGUGGAGAAGCUGAAGAAGGCUUUGGUGGAAUCGUUUUACGGCACGGAUCGAGGGCUGAAAGCGUCCAGCGAGACGAGGGCCGAGAUCGUCGAGCUCAUUACCCAGCUUGACGCCUUGAAUCCGACUCCCGCUCCCACCGACGCGUUGACCCGUCUCAAUGGCAAAUGGAUUCUUGCGUACACCUCGUUCUCAGGGUUGUUCCCAUUGUUCUCAAGGGGAACACCACCAUGGGUGAAGGUGGAGGAGAUUUCCCAAACCAUUGACUCGGAGAACUUCACCGUCCAGAACUCGGUCAAGUUCAGUGGGCCCUUGGCCAGCACUUCCUUCAGCACCAAUGCCAAAUUUGAAAUCCGAAGUCCCAAACGCGUUCAGAUAAAGUUCGAAGAAGGGAUCAUUGGGACACCCCAGUUAAUAGACUCUAUUGAGAUACCAGAAAAUGUGGAAGUUCUAGGACAGAAGAUUGAACUCUCCCCUUUCAAAGGUCUGAUCAACUCACUUCAAAACGGUGCCUCCUCUGUUGCGAAGACAAUUUCCAGCCAAUCACCCUUGAAGAUACCCAUCACCAACACUAAUGCCCAGUCAUGGUUGCUCACAACAUACCUUGAUGAUGAACUGCGUAUCUCCAAGGGUGAUGGUGGGAGUGUGUUUGUGCUCAUCAAGGAAGGAAGCUGCCUAUUGUCCUUAUAAAUAAAAUUCAACUAUAAAUGAUUCUAAACAUCUGCCUUGUGAAUGU